Messenger RNA from Rosa chinensis, 2118 nucleotides. Its product is annotated as subtilisin-like protease SBT4.6. Lineage: Eukaryota; Viridiplantae; Streptophyta; Magnoliopsida; Rosales; Rosaceae. The transcript has 9 exons. Gene Ontology annotation, molecular function: serine-type endopeptidase activity. Bases 1 to 2118 code for a protein of 705 amino acids. Gene Ontology annotation, biological process: proteolysis. The record is from RefSeq and is a predicted model, not a curated record.
AUGAUGAUGAUGCAGGUCUAUAUUGUGUACUUGGGGUCACUUUCUGAUGGUUUGUACUCGCCGUCAUCUCACCAUCUUAGUAUUCUACAGAGAGUUGUCCAGGACAGUUCUCCUGAAAAUGUUUUGGUAAGAAGUUACAAAAGGAGUUUCAAUGGAUUUGCUGCCAGACUCACUGACCAGGAAAGAGAAAAACUUUCUAAAAUGAAGGAAGUAGUCUCUGUUUUUCCAAGCAGAACAUUGCAACUUCAAACAACAAGAUCUUGGGACUUCAUGGGAUUCAAUGAGAAAAUUGGUCGAAAUGCCACAGUUGAGAGUGAUAUUAUUGUGGGUGUCAUUGACAGUGGAAUUUGGCCUGAAUCUGAGAGUUUUAAGGAUGAAGGUUUUGGUCCUCCACCCAAGAAGUGGAAAGGUGCUUGUGAAGGGGGCAAAAAAUUUACUUGCAACAACAAGCUUAUUGGAGCUCGGUAUUACUCGUCAACAGAGUCUGCAAGGGAUGACACAGGUCACGGAACCCACACUGCCUCAACGGCAGCAGGAAAUGCUGUAAGAGAUGUAAGCUUUUAUGGACUAGCACAAGGUACGGCAAGAGGAGGAGUUCCCUCUGCAAGAAUUGCAGCAUACAAAGUCUGUACCCCGGGCACAUUGUGUAGUGCACAUGAUACCCUGGCUGCUUUUGACGAUGCAAUUGCUGAUGGAGUCGAUAUUAUUACAGCUUCAGUUGCAUUUAGUAUGAUACAAGAAUUCGAUGUGGAUCCUCUUGCAAUUGGUACUUUUCACGCAAUGGAGAAAGGGAUACUAACCUCACAUGCUGCGGGCAACAAUGGACCUUCCGGUGCUACUGUAACAAGUGUAGCACCUUGGGUGCUUACAGUUGCAGCAAGUAGCAUGGACCGUCGGAUCAUUGACAAGGUUAUCCUUGGAAAUGGAAGGACAGUAAUUGGGAAUUCUGUGAACUCCUUCACAUUAAAUGGUACAAGUUUUCCUCUGAUACAUGGAAAAAAUGCUUCAAAGAAUUGCACAGAAACAAUUGCGGGAGGUUGUGAACAAGGUUGCCUGGACAGUAGUCUAGUGAAGGGAAAGGUUGUGCUAUGUGAUAAAUAUGGACUUCUUGAAGCAUUUCAAUCUGGUGCACUAGGUUCAAUUUUACCCAAUUUUCGAGCUGUUGAUGAUGCCUCUUAUGUUCUCCCAUUAGCUGGCACGACUAUAAACAACGAAAACUAUAAUGUAGUCAUGUCAUACUUGAACUCCACCAGAUAUCCUCGCGUGAACAUAUUAAAAAGUGAAGUCAUAAAAAAUCCUGCUGCACCUGCUGUUGCUUCAUUCUCUGCACGUGGACCGAAUUUAAUUUUACCUGAUAUUAUCAAGCCAGAUAUAAGUGCCCCAGGGAUAGAAAUUCUGGCUGCAUUUUCGUCUGCUCCUAUCUCAACCACUCCUGGAGAUAUGAGGCGUGUUAAGUACAAUAUACAAUCUGGAACCUCCAUGGCUUGCCCCCAUGUUGCUGGUGUAGCUACCUAUGUUAAAACCUUCCGCCCUGAUUGGUCUCCCGCGGCCAUCAAAUCAUCUAUUAUGACUACUGCUUGGCCCAUGAAUGAUCCCAGCAGCAAUGUUUCCACUGGUGAAUUCGCUUAUGGAUCAGGCCAUAUCAAUCCAUUAAAAGCUAUUGACCCCGGGCUUGUGUAUGAUGCUUCCAAAGAAGAUUACAUAAAGUUGCUGUGCAUCAGCUAUGAUGAAAGCAGAGUUAGACUUGUAUCAGGAGAUAACAGCACAUGCCCUACAGGUCCUGACAAGGGAUCUCCGAAGGAUCAUAAUUACCCUUCGAUGGGAGCAAAAGUUACCGCAAUGCAACCAUUUACAGUUAAAUUUAAUAGAAGAGUUAAAAAUGUUGGCAAUGCAAACUCCACUUAUGUAGCCAAAAUCUCCCCCAAUUCCAAACUCGAGAUUAAAGUGGUGCCGGAAGUCCUAUCCUUCAAGUCCUUGAAUGAGGAGAAGACUUUUAAUGUGACUGUUUCUGGAAGCAAUUUGCCUUUUGAAUCACGAGCAUCUGCUUCACUGGUUUGGUCUGAUGGUACUCAUGGCGUUAGAAGUCCGAUUGUUGUGUACACCGUGCCUAGAGCAUGA